AUGGCUGACGUCGUACGUCAACGCCGGCCUCCCAACCUCCGCCUUAAGCUGCCGGAGCCCUCCCCUUGCUUCCCCAUCCCCACCAUCUCCUCCGCCACAGACCUCACUCCUAACGACGUUGAAAAGCUUCAAGUUCUUGGCCACGGAAAUAGUGGCACAGUCUACAAGGUUCGCCACAACCGCACUUCUAACAUCCACGCUCUGAAGGUCGUCCAUGGCAGUUCCGACACAAUGAUUUCCCGCCAGGUCCAGCGGGAGAUAGACAUCCUCCGACGGACGGACUCCCCAAAUGUAGUAAAGUUCCACGGUUUCUUUGAGACGCCGUCCGGCGAUGUGGGGAUAUUGCUAGAGUACAUGGACUUGGGAACGUUGGACACGCUGCUGAAGAACAACGGCACCUUCUCUGAGUCUCAACUCGCAGCGGUGGCGCGUCAAGUUCUCUCUGGGCUGAGCUAUCUCCACGAUAAAAAGAUCAUCCACCGCGAUAUCAAGCCAUCAAAUCUCCUAGUGAAUCAAAAGAUGGAAGUAAAGAUCAGCGAUUUCGGAGUCAGCAAGGUUUUGUCUAGGACGUUGGACACGUGCAAUUCAUACGUUGGUACAUGCGCGUACAUGAGCCCGGAACGGUUCGACCCGAAUAGUUAUGGCGGGAAUUAUAACGGGUAUGCGGCUGAUAUAUGGAGCUUAGGGCUCACCUUAUUUGAACUCUAUGUGGGUCACUUUCCCCUUCUAGAGGAGGGUCAGAGACCCGAUUGGGCUCAAUUGAUGUCUGCCAUUUGUUUCAACGAACCACCAACCUUGCCGGAGAGUGCGUCCGACGACUUUCGGAGCUUCAUGGAGUGCUGCUUGAAGAAGGAAUCAAGUGAGAGAUGGACAGCGUCUCAGCUUUUGGCCCACCCGUUUCUAUGUCCACAAUAA
Messenger RNA from Neltuma alba, 915 nucleotides. RefSeq names its product mitogen-activated protein kinase kinase 9-like. NCBI's taxonomy places the organism in Eukaryota, Viridiplantae, Streptophyta, Magnoliopsida, Fabales, Fabaceae. The transcript has a single exon. The record is from RefSeq and is a predicted model, not a curated record. Gene Ontology annotation, biological process: protein phosphorylation; MAPK cascade. Gene Ontology annotation, molecular function: MAP kinase kinase activity; ATP binding. Bases 1 to 915 code for a protein of 304 amino acids.